Cyphellophora attinorum is the source of this 951-nucleotide messenger RNA. Its product is annotated as DNA polymerase epsilon subunit C. The transcript has a single exon. The coding region runs from base 1 to 951 and encodes 316 amino acids. Gene Ontology annotation, cellular component: nucleus; negative cofactor 2 complex. Gene Ontology annotation, molecular function: transcription coactivator activity; RNA polymerase II general transcription initiation factor activity; transcription corepressor activity. NCBI's taxonomy places the organism in Eukaryota, Fungi, Ascomycota, Eurotiomycetes, Chaetothyriales, Cyphellophoraceae. The record is from RefSeq and is a predicted model, not a curated record. Gene Ontology annotation, biological process: positive regulation of transcription by RNA polymerase II; transcription by RNA polymerase II; negative regulation of transcription by RNA polymerase II.
AUGACUAGCAAUCGCGACUACCGACCCAGCUCCCCAGACUUGGAAGACCAGGAAUCCGUCUUCGUUCAUCCACCCACGCUUGGUCGUUUACCAUCAUAUUCACGAACACCAAGUGAGGCAUACAAUUACCCAUAUUCCCCACGUCCAUCUAUAGACUUCACCGCCAGCACUUCACAACAUAGCGGCCGCCCGGCAAUCGGAAUUGCGCCUGCAUCAUCUUACUUCGGCGAACAGCACCAGGUGCAGUCACCCGCAUCUGCAAUCCGGACACCGGGAACAGCCACACACCAAAACUACCACGCAAAUUUCAAUCCAUAUCAAGCCAACACCGCGCAACCCCGUGUGCCGCCAUCGUUCUUCCAGUCGCCAAACUUUGCUCAACCACAAGCAUACUACGACAACGACGCAGAGAUGGCUCGCACGCGCGCUCAGCGCUCAGCUGAGCAACAGCAGUACGACCCUAUCCACGACGCCGCCCCGCCGCCACAAGCACGUCCAUCACAACAAGCUGUAGCGCCUCAACCACCGCCGCCAGCACCGGAACCACAAUAUCCUACCUCAGCAGUCGAUCUUGACAUCCGGACCAAGUUUCCCGUUGCACGCAUCAAGCGUAUCAUGCAAGCAGACGAGGACAUUGGCAAGGUCGCACAGGCAACACCGACCGCUGUCGCUAAAGCAUUGGAGCUGUUCAUGGCUUCGCUUACCGUCAAGGCCGCAGCGGAAGCUCGACAUCAGGGCGGCUCCAAGCGUAUCACAGUCGGACAUCUCAAGGCAGCUAUUGCGCGCGUCGAGAACUUUGACUUCCUCAAAAGCAUCUGCGACGCCGCAGGCGACGAAGACGGCAAGGGCGCUGGUGCUAAGAAAUCCAGAGGCAAAUCCGAAGACGUUAGCGAGGAUGAGAUGCCGCCGAAGACGAAGAAACGAAAGGGCAGUGCUGAAGAGGGCGAUUAG